This is a messenger RNA of Morus notabilis, 3619 nucleotides long. RefSeq names its product FT-interacting protein 1. NCBI's taxonomy places the organism in Eukaryota, Viridiplantae, Streptophyta, Magnoliopsida, Rosales, Moraceae. Bases 232 to 3330 code for a protein of 1032 amino acids. The transcript has 3 exons. The record is from RefSeq and is a predicted model, not a curated record.
CAAAGCCAUAUGACACCAAAGGCUCCACCUCACACAACACCAAACACACUCUCUCUCCUCUCUCUAUAACAUAUGUGAUAUGUUUAUGUCUUCAUACUCCAAAUGGACAUCUCAUCUGCAAAACAGCCUACUGUUCUUCUCUCCCUCACCUCUCUGUAUCUUUCCCUCUUUCUUUAGACCAAACGUCGUCGUAUCAAGUCAUCCUCAGCCCACCAUUUCCCAUUAACCGUCAUGACCAAACUCAUCGUCGAAGCCCACAAUGCCACCGACCUGGCGCCCAAGGACGGCGAGGGCUCGGCCAGCCCAUUCGUCGAAGUGGACUUCGACGAGCAGCGACAGCGGACCCAGACCAGGCCCAAAGACCUCAACCCACAGUGGAACGAGAAGCUCGUCUUCACCGUCGCCGACCCCAACGACCUCCUCCACAAGACCAUCGACGUCACCGUCUACAACGACCGUCUCGGUAAGAGUCACCGGAAAAACUUCCUCGGCCGGGUCAAGAUCUCCGGCGCCUCCGUCCCCUUCUCCGACUCCGAAGCUGUUGUCCAGAGAUACCCGCUUGAUAAGCGCGAUAUAUUCAGCCAAAUCAAAGGCGACAUCGCUCUCAGGAUCUACGCCGUUCCCGAUUACAACGAAACUCCGAUCGCAAGCAAUGUUGAGGCUGUAAAGAACUCCGACACUCCUCUCCGAGAAAUCAACCCUAACAGAAAAAUCGAAGAGGAAAUCGAUCAAAUUCCGGAGCCGAAUUUCGCCGCCGACAACCACAAGACGUUCAAGAAGAAGAAGAAGGAGAAGGAAGUAAGAACUUUUCACUCGAUCGGAACCGCCGCCGGCGGUGGCGGAGGCGGAGGUCAAUCUGCUCCUCCGCCGUCGGGGACGUUUUCCGGCGUCCCGUUCGAGGCGCAUCAGAAACCGGCGCCGGUUUUCGAGACGAGGAGAGAUUACGCUCAGGCAGGGCCGCCGGCGGCGGCGGCGGCGGUCAUGCGGAUGCAGGUUCCGAGCCAGAAUCCGGAGUUUGCGCUGGUGGAGACGCGGCCGCCGGUGGCGGCGCGGUUGCGGGACCGACGAGGGGGCAAGACAGGCGACAAGACGGCGAGCACGUACGACCUCGUGGAGCAGAUGCAUUACUUGUACGUGAGCGUGGUGAAGGCCAGAGACCUUCCGGUGAUGGACAUCUCGGGAAGUUUGGAUCCUUAUGUGGAAGUGAAGCUCGGGAACUACAAAGGAGUGACCAGGCACUGGGAGAAGAACCCGAACCCUGUUUGGAAGCAGAUUUUCGGCUUCUCGAAGGAGAGAUUGCAGUCGAAUUUGCUGGAAGUGACGGUGAAGGAUAAGGAUAUCGUGAAGGACGAUUUCGUCGGGAGAGUUAUUUUCGAUCUCUCGGAAGUUCCUCUGAGAGUUCCACCGGAUAGUCCUUUGGCUCCUCAAUGGUAUAAAUUGGAAGACAAGCACGGAAUCAAGACCACGGGCGAAAUCAUGCUCGCCGUUUGGAUGGGAACUCAGGCCGAUGAGUCCUUUCCGGAGGCUUGGCAUUCCGACGCCCAUAACAUCAGCCAUGUCAACCUUUCAAAUACGAGGUCUAAGGUUUACUUCUCUCCCAAACUCUAUUACCUUAGAGUUGCCGUCAUUGAAGCUCAGGACCUUAUUCCCUCCGAUAGAGGGCGCGCGCCUGAUGUGAUCGUGAAGGUUCUGCUCGGGAAUCAGCUCAGACAAACGAGGCCGUCGCAAAUGCGGAUGGUUAACCCGGUUUGGAAUGAAGAGCUCAUGUUUGUGGUGUCUGAGCCUUUCGAGGACUUCAUAAUUGUGAGCGUUGAGGAUAGAGUUGGACCCGGGAAGGAUGAGAUUCUAGGAAGGGUGAUACUCUCUGUUAAGGACGUUCCGCACAGGAUGGAGACUAGUAAACUCCCCGACCCGCGGUGGUUCAACCUCCAUAAGCCCUCGGACGCGGCCAAGGAGGAGACGGAGAAGAAGAAGGAGAAGUUCUCGAGCAAGAUUCACCUCCUGCUUUGCUUGGAGGCGGGAUAUCAUGUUCUCGACGAGGCUACGCAUUUCAGCAGCGAUCUUCAGCCGUCGUCGAAGCAUUUGAGGAAGCAGAGUAUUGGGAUUCUUGAGCUUGGGGUUUUGAGUGCUCGAAAUUUGCUUCCUAUGAAGGGCAAAGAAGGGAGGGUCACCGAUGCCUAUUGUGUGGCCAAGUAUGGCAACAAAUGGGUUCGGACCAGGACGCUUCUCGACACAUUGGCUCCUCGUUGGAACGAGCAGUACACUUGGGAAGUUUACGACCCUUGUACGGUGAUCACCAUUGGGGUGUUCGAUAAUUGCCACACAAACGGAAACAAAGAUGACGCAAGAGACCAGAGAAUUGGGAAAGUCAGAAUUCGUUUAUCGACUCUUGAAACCGAUCGAAUUUACACCCAUUAUUACCCGCUUCUUGUUCUCACACCAACCGGUUUGAAGAAGCACGGCGAACUCCAAUUGGCGCUAAGAUUCACUUGCAUAGCUUGGGUCAACAUGGUCGCACAAUACGGCAAGCCGUUACUGCCGAAAAUGCAUUACGUCCAACCGAUUCCGGUCAAGCACAUCGAUUUGCUGCGCCACCAGGCAAUGCAGAUUGUCGCGGCAAGGCUGGGGAGAGCAGAGCCACCACUUCGGCGAGAGAAUGUGGAGUAUAUGUUGGACGUGGACUACCACAUGUGGAGCCUAAGAAGAAGCAAAGCCAAUUUCCAACGCAUAAUGGCUGUUCUCUCUGGCCUCUCCAGCGUGUGUAGAUGGUUAGACGAAAUCUGCUAUUGGAAGAACCCCAUCACAACCAUUCUCGUCCACGUCCUGUUCUUGAUGCUGAUAUGCUACCCGGAACUGAUCCUGCCCACGAUUUUCCUUUACCUCUUCGUGAUUGGAAUGUGGAACUACCGGUUCAGGCCACGGCACCCGCCCCACAUGGACGCCCGCCUCUCGCAGGCGGAGUUUGCCCACCCCGAUGAGCUCGAGGAAGAGUUCGACACUUUCCCGACUACUCAGCGGCCGGACAUCGUGAGGAUAAGGUACGACAGGCUGCGGAGCGUGGCGGGGAGAGUGCAGAGCGUGGUGGGGGAUUUGGCUUCGCAAUUGGAAAGGGCACAAGCCUUGUUGAGCUGGAGGGAUCCAAGAGCCACGGCCAUAUUCAUCAUCUUCUCUUUGAUAUGGGCUGUGUUCAUCUACGUCACGCCCUUCCAGGUUGUGGCAUUGUUGGUUGGGCUGUACUGGUUGAGGCAUCCACGGUUCAGGAGCAGACUGCCUUCUGUUCCUGUCAACUUCUUCAAGAGAUUACCUUCCAAGUCCGAAAUGUUGCUGUGAAGAAGAAAGUGGGAAAGUUUAUUUAUUUUUACCUGUUUAGUACAAUUUUUACCGACGGAAGGGGAUUUUGUCACGCAUUUUUACACGCAGUUGCUAUGGAGAAAGAAGCAACAUGAUUGUUGGCUGAACGAAUAAUCGCACCGGCGUUGCUUUGUAGCAGUAGAAGACGACAAUAAUUUGCUCCUUUUUCAUGCUAGCCCCACUCAAUAAGAUUCUCACGUUUUAAAGAUGUGUAUAUCCCGACUUUAUUGAUGCUUAUCUAUAAUAGCAACUUUUUUUUUUUUUUUAA